GUAUUAAAUGUGUUGCAUUCAUCCCUGGUUGUUAUUCGAACUCCACGUUGUUUUGCCUUUUCAAUUGUUUUUAAUUAUUUAAACUAAGACAAAUGGGUCGCAAGUUUCUGAAUAAGAAAAAGAAAGCUGCUCCACAAUUGGAGAUAGUUCCGCUAGAUGAAAACCCACCUUUGCCGCCACAGCGAUCUUCAGAUGAAGUGGUGCCCAAAAAGGAGAAAUGGGUGAACAAACAGCGCGUGCUGGUCUUCUCUGCCCGAGGAAUCAGUCACCGGGACAGACAUUUAAUGAAGGACAUAAAGACACUGAUGCCGCAUCACCGUCCCGAAUCCAAAAUGGAGCGCUCUAAAUCCUUGUCGGUAGUGAACGAAAUGUGCGAGAUGAAGCACUGCAACAAGGCCAUGCUCUUUGAGGGUCGCCGGAAAAGGGAUCUGUACAUGUGGGUGUCGAAUACCUCGGGUUCCACUGGCCCAUCGGCCAAGUUUCUUAUCGAGAAUAUCCACACAAUGGCCGAACUGAAGAUGACGGGCAAUUGCUUGCGCGGAUCGCGUCCACUUCUCUCCUUCGACUCCAAAUUUGAUGAACUGCCCCAUCUGAAGCUGCUCAAGGAGCUGUUCGUCCAGACCUUUUCGGUUCCCAAUCACCAUCCCAAGAGUCAGCCGUUCGUAGAUCAUGUUUUCACCUUUACUUAUCUGGACAACCGAAUCUGGUUUAGGAAUUUCCAAAUUCUCUCCGAGGAUGGCGGUUUAUCCGAAGUAGGACCACGCUAUGUGAUGAAUCCUGUGAAAAUAUUCGAUGGCUCCUUUACAGGCAAGACAAUUUGGGAGAAUGCCGACUACGUAAGUCCGGCAAAGCAGCGACAGAUGCUUAAGAAGGCAGCCAAGGACAAAUACGUUAACCGAGUGGAACAGAAGGUCAAGCACGAGGCCACGCGGCCAGUCAGAGCCUAUGAUGGUGUUAAUAACGAAGAACUCUUUGAGGACGACGAUCCAGUGGAGACGGCUAAGAUUCUGGCGGCGAUAGCCAAGAAGAGGAAGGAGGAAGACGCCAAGCAGACGCCGAAAUCGGCGCUUACCAAGAAGAUUAAGGAAAAACAACUGAAGGCCGUCAAAGAAGUGAUUGAAAGAAAGAAGGCAAGAACUACUAAACGUGUUAAAAAGGUUUAAACACGCCAUUUUACAUUUAGAUAAAAAACGAUUAAACUUUAUAAAUACGUUUACAAACUGUGCAUCCUAAGUUUGAAUAUAUCAAUAGACAAGAUUAUCAGUUA
Drosophila eugracilis is the source of this 1267-nucleotide messenger RNA. Its product is annotated as ribosome biogenesis protein BRX1 homolog. Gene Ontology annotation, biological process: ribosomal large subunit assembly; rRNA processing. Gene Ontology annotation, molecular function: rRNA binding. The record is from RefSeq and is a predicted model, not a curated record. Bases 93 to 1163 code for a protein of 356 amino acids. NCBI's taxonomy places the organism in Eukaryota, Metazoa, Arthropoda, Insecta, Diptera, Drosophilidae. Gene Ontology annotation, cellular component: nucleolus. The transcript is spliced from 2 exons.